AACCAUGUGGAUGUGAGGUCCUCAAACUGUCUAGUCUUUCACAAUUAGUCGUGUUAAAGUAAACGUGUUACUCAUGGAAACCGAAACGCGUCUGUCACCACAGACAGAUCGAUAGUGAGACAUUACCGCCUUUAAAACCAGCUGUUGAGAUAUUAAUGGCGGUUCAGUGCUGCAGCCUGUGAUGUUGAAAUGAAGAUUCAUGCAAAGGUUGUCUCCUACUUUGAAUCUUGUAAUUCACCUGUGGACAAAGAAGGAUACCUCUACAAGAAGGGGGAGAUAAAGACUUCUUAUCAGAAGCGCUGGUGCUUGCUGAAGGGGAACCUCCUCUUCUACAAGGACCGGCCAGCUGACCGGGACGUGAUAGGAGUGAUUGUUCUGGAGGGCUGCACCGUCCAGUUGUGCGAGUCCGAGGAGCAGUUUGCCUUCUCGCUGGUGUGGAGCGAGCCGGGACUGCGAACGUACAAGUUUGCCGCCGAGGACCAGGCCAGUCAGGAGAGCUGGAUCAAAGCACUGCUGUCAGCCAACCACAACUACCUUGCUCUGCUAGUGAUGGACCUGGAGAAGAAGUACAGAGAUACAGUAGGUGAGCUCGGUGGCCCAAUCAAGACUUUCACCAUGCCAAAUUUCAACACACCAGAAUUGGGAUAUCCUGCAGCCGGUCUGAGCGCACAAACUUCAACGUUAACUCCGUACGCAGCACCGGGUGUGGGAGCAGGAUCCAGUCUGAGCUCCAAUCCAACGCUUCAAGCUCCGACCAUUUCAUCCAGAUCAACCAGCAAGAGAUCCCCCAAACUCUGGUCCAAGAGGAAUGCAAAUGUGGUGCCCAUUAACACUCCUGCUCCACCCAUGGGGGAGUGGUCAGGUGUAUGUUUAGGCACCAAGGAGGAUUUCAGUAAAUUGCAUGAGGACUUUGGAAAGGAAGUAAAGGAACUGAUUGCUGAUUGGUCAAAAAGGGGACAAGGCGGUGAAGUUGUCCAGGAAGAGAACCUGAUAGAUUUUGGCUGAUGAAUGAGUUGUGUUCACAGUGUCUAAACCUUAAUUUGAAUAACCGCAGUUGCAGUAAAGCUGUAAUGUAAAUAGGAAUUAGAAUGAGAGUACAGUGCCACACUAUUUGUUAAGAUAUAUUUGUAUAUAUGAUAAGAACAUACUGUUUCUGCUUUUGCUUAUCAUGCCAUAGAGUAAAUAAAUGAUUUAUUAUCUCCCA
Messenger RNA from Thunnus maccoyii (southern bluefin tuna), 1204 nucleotides. RefSeq names its product sesquipedalian-1-like. NCBI's taxonomy places the organism in Eukaryota, Metazoa, Chordata, Actinopteri, Scombriformes, Scombridae. Bases 190 to 1005 code for a protein of 271 amino acids. The transcript is spliced from 4 exons. The record is from RefSeq and is a predicted model, not a curated record. Gene Ontology annotation, cellular component: recycling endosome; early endosome; trans-Golgi network. Gene Ontology annotation, biological process: endosome organization; retrograde transport, endosome to Golgi; receptor recycling.